This is a messenger RNA of Ectocarpus siliculosus, 2420 nucleotides long. Lineage: Eukaryota; Phaeophyceae; Ectocarpales; Ectocarpaceae. The record is from the annotation of a GenBank genome assembly.
AUGCGGGCCUCUACUGCGAUGAAGCUCGUGUCAGCGGGCUGCACAGCGUUGCUGGCGAGCAUGCCAGCUCCCGCUGCCGCCGAGAAGCACAUUUUCGACUUGCGCACCGGGAACGACUACGAGAGCGACGCUAAUUGCGAGGAUUCCGAGACCAAGAAGACGCGGUAUCUCCAGAUUGAAAUUUUUGACUACAACAAGACGCCCUGGCUGGAAAUUACUUGGAGGCAGCUGACCGACGAAUGCGGGAACGCCAUCAGCGAUGGCUUCGAAGGGAAGGCGCACUACAAAGACGGAGACAGACAGGACACCUCCAAGUUCCAGAUCGACAUGUACGUCUGCGCUCCCUGGGGACACUACGAGCUGGAGGUCGUCUCCAAGAGCACGAACGGCGGCAACCCCAUGGAGAGGAUCGCCUUCGAGGUUGAGUACGGCCCGGAGCAGUACCACAUCUGGGACUCCCUGAACACUCCGUUCUUCGACGAAGACGAUCCCCCCAGCGACUACGCCCCCAUCCCCACCAAGUACAAUGACGGCAUCGAGGAAGGCGACACCUUCACGUGGCCCCUCGAAGGCGCCGAGGGCUACUACUCCGUCAUGUACUCGGGCCCCUUCCCCCCGCUGGAGUGCCCAAACCUUUUCCCCGAGGACGUCGCCUACGUGGGGUGCUACCCUGCCGGCAUGUUCGGCGAAGCCGAGGGCCCCGAAGGUAGCGCCAACGACGAAGACCCCGCCGAGAACUACCGCCUGUUUGACGGCAUCGACGACGAAGGUGUCGCGGCUGACAAAGUCAUGACUCUUGAGAAAUGUGCGGCAAUCUGCACCGAGCAAGGAACAGCCUACUUCGGGCUCGAGUCUGCGGUGAAGUGCCUGUGCGGAGACGAGCUAGACGGUAGCCCCUACGACGACGUUCGCGGCGAGUCCGUUUGCGGAGUCGACUACACCGACGACGUCAACAUCCCCGAGUAUAAGUUCCUCUGCUCGGGAGAGAGCACGGUGCUGUGCGGGACCGACACGCACAUGUCGGUGUAUUCCCUCAAUGAAGGCCGCGAAGUGAGCGAAACGAGCGAUGACGGAGACUACGAGCUCAUCGGAUGUCGUGUGGAUGAUCGUGAGGCUCGGGUGAUGUCAGCGGGGCCAAUCGAGGGAGACGCCAUGUCCGCGGAGAUCUGCUUCGACAUUUGCCGCGAAUUGCACCCGACGUCCACCCACUUCGGGACACAAUACGGAAACGAGUGCUUCUGCACGGACGUGCUUAGGGAAAGCGCGGUUUCGACGGGCUGCACCUACGAGUGCAGAGGCAACCCGGAUGAGACCUGCGGCGGGUUUGACAUGAUCACGGCGUACCGGAUCGCGGGCUCCGAACCCAGCGCGGGGGAUGGCUACGUUUCGAUCGGCUGCCUGGCAGACAAGAACGGUGACAGGAUCAUGGAUGGGCGCAUGGUGACCUCUAUACCCAUGUCAGCCGAGAUCUGCUACGGGAUUUGCAAAGACGGAACAAACACGCACUUCGGCACCCAGUGGGGUAAAGAGUGCUUCUGCAUGGCGGACGCCGACUUCGAGAACAUGGAAAAGCACGGCGGCGAGCUGUCCACCGCGUCUCACUGCCAAAUGGGCUGUGCCGGGUUUACGCACCGCGACGAGAAGUGCGGCGGUUUUGAUGAAAUGUCGGCGUAUGAAAUCAUCCCCGAACCUGAGGUACCGGUGAUCGAUGGCCCCUACACGGCACUGGGAUGUUUCGAGGACCCUCGCGACGGAGACAAGGCAAUGGACGCGUUGUUCACGGACGCUACGACAAUGUCGGCUGACAUAUGUUAUUCGAUCUGCAUGGAGGAGGACCCCGACUAUGAGUUCUUCGGCACGCAAUGGGGCAUUGAGAAAGACGAAGCAACAGUCACACAAUGCAACAGGAUAUCGGCGAACACCUUGUAGGUUGAACUUGCUGGCUACGCAACGAUAUGUUUGAGACCUUCAAUUCUGUAGUGCUACACGGUAAUCGUAAAAUGAGGGUUCACGAAUGAAUAGUCCAAAGUUGAAGACUUUUUCUCCGUUGGGGUUGUCUUCCUCGCUUGGAAUGGAUGCCCGCAUCUUGAGCAUGGGAAUGGAACUACUGUAAUCAGUUGUAGUGCUGGCCGCCCCGGUGGUCUAGUUGGUAACGUCGAAACUUUCUAGAGGUCAGGUCAGGGGUUGGAUUCCCGGCGUAAGCGAGCUUUUCUUGCAAAGUGAGUUUUUCUCUCGCUUCCGCUCCUGGCCUAGUGGAUAGCGCUAGUUCGUGUGUACACAGAGGGGAGAGAGUGCUGAAGUCUUCUCGCAUUAAAAACCGAAGGCAAAGUACCGCAGGGGAGGACGGGAGAGAGGAGCUCUUCUGUGUGACCACGGGUUGGAGUAAACGGCACUAGUGCUGAGAGCGCUGAUUUGAAGUG